AUGGAUCAGGAUCAGCGCCCCUCCUCACCGUCGACCACCCUUGCUUCCCGCCACCAUAACGAAAACACCGACAGCCUCCCAGCGCCAACCGUCGUCCCAUCCUCGCCAUCCCAAGCCCAGAACGGGUCUGGGUCCCCCCGCUUUGCCCGUCAACUGGCCUCGUCCCCAGCUGCGAUCCAGGAACAGGAAAGAGCUAUAAGCCCUUUGUCCUCCCCCGUUGCUCCCUCUACUCUCGCUCAACCUCAACAAUCUACUUCCUCUGAUCGUGCCAAUUCUUUGUUUGCAGAUCCACACGAGCAGAGCUCAGAUCAUACACAUACAGAUAAUCGAUCCCAUCCCGAUCAUUACAACCACAAGAGUCUUCGUCCUGUCGUACACGCUGUCAACGCAGCCAUGGCGUUCGAAAAGGGACGCAAGUUCUCCACGGGCACUUCGGUGCACCGCAAGCGCCAGAUGAGCACAUUGGUGGAGAAGGAAGGUCACUUUGGUCCUGCCCUCACCACCCUCUACCUCGGUGUCUCGGCCGUCUUCUCAGACGACCACACGGCCGUCGUAGCCCUGGCAAUUCACGACACAGUCUAUCUCGUGGACUUUUCCGUCAAGCAUAUUAUGCUGGACGACGCCAUGAAGAUGGGGGCCGAUCUGAUUGCUGACCACGUGAUUGCCGAAGUGGAAAAGUACGAGCACGAGAACUUUGCCAAGUUUAUCGGUGCUGGUCUGCCCACGACGCUCAAGUACAUGAGCCCGAGCUUGUGCUCGAGGCUGUGGCUGGAGCUGGAUAUUGUGCCGAUUGUGAUGCGGCCGGACGAUGAGCACAAGGAGAAGUCGUUUUGGGAUGUGAAGAGGGUGGACGAGCAGGCUGAUUCUAUGGCGCGGAAGUGUAUCAUGAACUUCGGCCCCUCUCUUGUUCCUCUUCUUCACGUUGGCUGGCGAGGAAUUGUCCAGACUGAUGCUGGCUUCCGAGCCCACCUUACGACAGUCCAGAACCACAAGGACACUUGCAGCCAUGCUACGUGGGAGACCAUGUUGACGUAUGCAAAGAAGCUCCGCGCGAACAAGACCAAAAUUGCCUUCUUCAGUUCCACACCUCAAGGUGGUGGUGUGGCUCUGAUGCGUCACGCAUUGGUCCGUUUUGCCCGUCUCAUGGGGGUGGACUUGACUUGGUAUGUCCCCAAGCCUCGUCCUGGUGUCUUCCGUAUCACCAAGAACAUCCACAACAUUCUCCAGGGUGUGAGCCACCCCGACCAACGAGUCUCGGCCGAGGAGAAGCAGUCCAUCAUUGACUGGAUCACCGACAAUGCGAACCGUUACUGGUUCUCUGAGGGUGGGCCACUGUGCUCGCCCGCGGACGGUGGUGCUGAUAUUGUCAUUGUAGGUACCUUGUACUUUCCUCUCUAUGAGUCUUUUUUUCCCCUCUCACUCGAACCAACGUCUACCCUCCAUCAUGCACGUUCCCUGGUUAAGGUUGUCCACCUGACCACAGCCACCACAACGGGAGCGUGGGGGAGUUCUUUCUCUUCCUACAGUACCACGAUCCGCAGCGACCUGGUCGCCAAGGCCGGCUCGCCCCAAGCCGACAUCUGGGACUUCUUGUGGUCCAACAUCCAAGGCGCAGACAUGUUCAUCUCCCACCCCAUCCCCAUCUUUGUCCCCCACACUGUCCCCCGAGAGAAGGUCGUCUACCUCCCCGCAACAACCGACUGGCUCGACGGCCUGAACAAGCACCUCAACAAGUGGGACAGCGGUUACUACGGCCACAUCUACAACGUGGCCUGCCACUCGCAGCGCAUGACGGAGCUGAACUGGCCAGCGAGGAAGUAUAUCAUUCAAGUUGCGAGAUUUGACCCUGCGAAGGGCAUCCCUACCGUGAUUGACUCCUAUGCCGAAUUCCGUCGCAGGUGUGACAAGCAAGGGCUCACCGAUGUGCCUCAGUUGGUGGUUUGCGGAAACGGGUCCGUUGACGAUCCAGACGCAAGCCUGAUCUAUGAUCAGACCAUGAGCCAGCUCGAGACGUACUACCCUGACCUGAUCAAGGAUGUGAGCGUCAUGAGGCUGGAUCCGAAUGAUCAGCUGAUCAAUACCCUGCUUGCCAACGCGCACGUCGUGCUGCAGUUGUCAACUCGGGAGGGUUUCGAGGUCAAAGUUUCGGAAGCACUUCAUGCGGGUAGACCGGUGAUUGUGACUGCCACGGGGGGCAUUCCGCUGCAGGUCAAGGACAAGGUGAAUGGGUUUUUGGUCCAGCCGGGGGAUUGGAAGGCGGUGGCGGGGCACUUGAUGGAGCUCUUUACGGAUGAGGAGCUGUGGAAGAAGAUGAGCCAUGCUGCUGCCACGGGGGUGUCGGAUGAGAUCGGGACCGUGGGCAACGCGCUCGGGUGGUUUUAUUUGGCGGCCAAGUGGAACGAGGUAGGCGUGGAAAAGCAUGGGAAGGGGGGGCUGAAGGGGAAUGAGAAGUGGGUGAAUGAUAUGGCGAGGGAGGAGGCGGGUUUCCCGUAUGCGGAGGGGGAGAAUAGGUUGCCGAGGCACUUUACGCAGAGCAAGGAGGUGCCGGUGCAUACCAAGUAA
This is a messenger RNA of Podospora anserina S mat+, 2562 nucleotides long. RefSeq lists its product as uncharacterized. Bases 1 to 2562 code for a protein of 853 amino acids. The record is from RefSeq and is a predicted model, not a curated record. Lineage: Eukaryota; Fungi; Ascomycota; Sordariomycetes; Sordariales; Podosporaceae. Gene Ontology annotation, molecular function: glycosyltransferase activity. The transcript has 5 exons.